Aureobasidium namibiae CBS 147.97 is the source of this 1143-nucleotide messenger RNA. RefSeq lists its product as uncharacterized. The transcript has a single exon. Bases 1 to 1143 code for a protein of 380 amino acids. The record is from RefSeq and is a predicted model, not a curated record. NCBI's taxonomy places the organism in Eukaryota, Fungi, Ascomycota, Dothideomycetes, Dothideales, Saccotheciaceae.
AUGCGUUUCACUCAGGCUAUUGCUACUGCCAUUCUCUCGGCCACCAUGGUCUCGGCCAUGCCCAUUGGCUCCUCUGGAAGCGUUCUCGGAGGCGUUGGCUCCGGAGUCCAUCCUACUGUCCAGUCGGCUGGCACUACAGUCGACGGCGUUGGUACUGUUGUCGACGGUGUCGGUGGCAUCGUGGGUGGUGUCUCGACCACUCUCACUGGUACUGGUCACGUCGCCAACGGUGCUGGCAAGAACAUCGAGAACUCCAAGCGUCAGGUCCUCGGAGGUGUCCACCCCAUUGUGAACUCGGCUGGUACUACAGUGAAUGGUGUUGGCACAGUGGUUGACGGUGUCGGUGGCAUUGUCGGAGGUGUCUCUACAACCUUGACUGGCACCGGCGGUGUCGUUAACGGUCUCGGCCAGCACGUUGAGAACGCAAAGCGUCAGGUUCUCGGAGGAGUCCACCCUAUUGUUAACAACGCCGGCACAUCAGUGGAUGGAGUUGGAUCGGUUGUUGACGGCGUCGGCGGCAUUGUCGGUGGCGUUGGCAUCACCCUUGGUGGUGUUGGUGGUACAGUCAACGGUGUCGGCCAGAAUGCCGCUGGGGAGAACGUCCUCAAGCGUCAGGUUCUUGGAGGUGUUCAUCCUACUGUCAACAGCGCUGGUACUACAGUUGACGGCGUUGGAUCAGUCGUCGACGGUAUUGGUGGCAUUGUCGGAGGUGUCUCUACAACCCUGACUGGCACCGGUGGUGUCGCAAACGGUCUCGGCCAGCACGUUGAGAACUCCAAGCGUUCUCCUCUCCUCGACGCUGUCGUCGGCAACCCUCUUGUUGGUGGUGUUACCCACACUGUUGGUGAGCUCGUCGGUGGUGUUGCUCAGGGCGGCAUUCCCGCAGCCGUCAGCGACCUUGUUGGCGGUGUUGUCAAGCGCUCGCCUAUCCUCGACAGCGAGAUCGGCUCUGGACUUGGUGGUGUUGGUGAAACCGUUGAUGGACUUACCUCUGGCGGCCUUGUCGGAGGCGUCAGCGACCUCCUCACCGGCGUUACCAACCCCCUCAUCGGCAAGAUCGAGCGUGACCUCUCCACCGGCGUCAACACUGUCGUCAAGAACGUUGAUGGCAUCGUUGCUCCCAUUAUUGGCGAUGUUCUCUAA